UCUCUCUCUCUCUCUCUCUCUCUCUAAAGCUGUAACAUGGAGAACAGAAGCUUAGAAAUCAACGUUAUUUCUGCCAGAGACAUCAAAGAUGUGAACCUCUUCUCCAAGAUGGACGUAUACGUCGCCGUCGCCGUCUUGCUCUCCGGCGACUCACAAUUGAUGCAAAAAGCCAAAACCAAAGUGGACCGAAACGGCGGCACCAGCCCCUCGUGGAAUAACUUCCCCAUGAAGUUCACCAUCGACGACUCCGCAGCCAACCAAAACCGCCUCCUCCUCGUCUUCAAACUCCGCUGUAAGCGCGGCCUCGGCGGCGACAAAGCCGUCGGCGAACUCUACGUGCCCGUCAAAGAGCUUCUCAACUACGUCGGAGACGGCAAGUCCAUGCAGUUCGUGAGUUACCAGGUGAGAAAACACUCAGGAAAGCCCGAAGGCGCACUAAACUUUUCCUACAGGUUUACCGAGAAACCGGCUUAUCCGGUUGAGCCUAGUGCGCCGCCAUUUCCUCCUUCCCCUCUUGGACCUUCUUCAUACCCGGUCAUAAAACCCGAAGAGUCGGACACCGCAUGUCGGCCGGUUCAGCCUACUGCACCGCCAUAUUUUUGUCCUCUUCCUCCUCCGGUAACAUAUGCAUAUAGUACGCCACUGCCGCCGCUGCCAUCAUACCAACAAUAUGUUGGGUACCCGCCUCCACCAGGAUACUGGUACCCGCCGCAGCCGGCGGUGCAGCCACCACGGAGGAAGUCCGGGAGAGGGUUUGGAGCUGGAUUGCUAGGAGGGAUUGGAGGGGCAUUGCUGUUGAAGGUCGCCUUGCUGGGAUGCUUCAUGCAGGCUAUGGCGCUAUGA
Corylus avellana is the source of this 843-nucleotide messenger RNA. RefSeq names its product protein SRC2-like. Gene Ontology annotation, biological process: defense response. The record is from RefSeq and is a predicted model, not a curated record. Lineage: Eukaryota; Viridiplantae; Streptophyta; Magnoliopsida; Fagales; Betulaceae.